AACUGUUAUAUAGCCUGCCCCCCCCCCAGCUGCACCGCCUCCAAGGGGCUGAUGGGAUUUCCAGAUCUAUCACUGGGCUCAUUAAGGCAUUGGGUUGUAAGUAGCAAACUAAGCUGCAGCAGAGGAAGAAGGGAGAAAAGAAGGGGGUUCGGUAGUUGGAGCCAUAUCACAUGGGACGUUGCACUAAACUAACUGCUUGGUUGCCCUGACCCUAUGCACCAGAAUAACAAGUAGGCACCAGGAGGAUUAGUGACCAACCACAAAUGGCAUUUUCUAUACAGAUAUAAUUAGUCCCCCAAAUACAUUUUUUCGAUAAGUCUUAAAUCAAGUUUAAAGAAUAGUUUAGAGACCCAAAAUUACAAAAAGCAAGUUUUGACUUUUUUAAAUCUGUUCACAACCAGUGAAUACUUCCCAAUGGCUGAUGUGGUGGAAACCUCACCACAGCCUUCUUUGUUUGCUCCCACUGAGGCAAUUCCAGAUGAAACCCCUGAGCUUGUCUCCUGCAUUUUCAAGCAGGUUACCAGCACCCCGUUUACAUUCACUGGAAGGGCAAACUGUGAACUUACACCGAUCAAUAACAUGAAGAGUAAAUGCAACUUCUUAGAGUCAAAGAGGAGUCAGGACUUGCAACAUAUGGAGAGUCCCAUGCAGUACAGAAGUUUUUUCUUGGCAGAAUGUGAGGAAAUUGCAAGGCAGCUGCAGAGCAAAGAGCCAGAGGAAUGUAAUAGAAGUAAGCGGAAAAUUGAAGCAUUGGAUAUUUCAACCAUUGAGGCUGAGCCUCCACCCUUUCUCUGUACACCCAAGUCCACACUGGAUGACACUAAGUCUAGUGCCAAAAAAAGACGGCUGGAUCUGUUAGAGUACAGUAGCAAAGGGAAGUUCAAUCAUUAUGUUCCAUAUUGUGAAAGUCCCAUCCCAAUAUGUUUGCUGUCCAAAUCAAAGGAAUCUAUACCAGUUACUUGGAUGGGUAAUGACCAAUACAAGCCUAAUGAGUCCCCUCUUUUGAAAGAGACACUUGACACCAAUCAAGCAUACCCAAAACUUACCACUAAUGAAAGGAAAAAUAUGCCUCUCAUUUCCAUCAAGGAACUAGAGUUCGAGUCCUCCAAUAAAUGUAUAACGCUUGAUGGGGAAGAUAUACAAUUUAAGAAUAGUUGUUACUUUGCUUAUCGGACCCAGCAAACUCUUCUGCAAACCCCAGAGAUCAAAACCUAUGGUGCCGCUAGAUGUGAAGGGAUCACCAUUGGCUUAAAUAGCAAGCAUACUGGAAGACAAAAGAAGGAUAUGGUUGGCAAAGACAGACACCCCAUUCCCUAUGAUCGUUCUCCCCUGAAAGUAAAGAUAGCCUUUGAACUUACCAAAACCUUCUCACCUUUAGAAGGCAGGAACGUCAAGGAGGGGCCAAGUAUCCUUGGUGUAAGCCUACUAGAUCUGGAAAAGAUGAAUAUGGAAGAACAUGAUGGCACUUGCAAAAAGGAUACAUCUGUCAGUAAAGAUGGAGUCUCCGAGUCAGAUGUUCUACUAAAUACUACAGUAAGCAUUGAGAAGCAGGAACAACAAAGACCAGAGGAGAAGAGGGCUGCCAGUAACAUAAAGUUCAUAGAAAAGUCCCAUAUGCUCAAUAAACCCUUUGAAAGAAAUAAAAAUAUCAUGAAUGAGAAUCCGAACUUGAAGAUGUGUGCAAUACUUAACAAUACUGUGACCUUUACAGAUCACUUAGGAAUGGACACAAGUUCGUCCAAAACACUGAGCAUUAGCCAUAACAAAUUACGGUCCCUGAAUUCUUGUGCUGUUGAUAUUAGACCUAAUGUCAUACAAUUCAUGCCAGCAAGUCUUUGUGGAAAUACCACUAAAAAUAUAAUGGACACUAAAGCCACGAAGGAAAAUGUAGCUGCUCAUGAUACUGUGUUAAUAGAUGAUGGCAGGGCUGCAAAAGUACAGUUCAGUACAGUGGUUUCAAUAAAUACCACACAGGACAUUGUACCAAUGCAGAACAAAAUAGCUCCAAACAACUCUGCACAGGGCAUGAAAAAAUGGACUACAGGUAGCAAAAUUGCCUUAAACACUACCCAUGAUAUUGUGUUAAAGCAUCCUGUAAUAACAACCAGCAAUGGCUUCCAGGAAAAUAUCUCCAGUUUCAAUAAUGCACCAGCAGGCAAUGCUGCAAAGACCACUCAGUCAACAUGUAAUGACAUAGAUGCAGCCAAUGCUACGCAAGACAUCAUCUCUAAUCAUUGCAAAGUAAGCAAAUCUAGUCCCAGCCAGGGAAUUGUAUCGGUUCAUGAUGGGACAAAUGCACUUAAUAUUACCCGGGACGUUGUGACAUCACAUAAUGUUUUCCACCAACCUACACUAACGUUUGGUAUGGAAACUGGCCGAACAAAACCAUCAGUACUGAGUAAGUUGAGGACCGCCCGCAGUAAGGCGGCAGUUAGACAUAAGAGACCCAAAGAAAUGAAAAGUAAUGGGUAUACCAUGGCUGGCAGAAUUGUCUUGCCCAAGAAUGGAGUUUAUGCAUCCAGUUCCAAAGAGCUAAUAAAUGAUACUGAACCAGUAGAACAUUGUAGGACGAUUAAGGAGCCUGAAAUUAUCCAAGAUGAGAGCAUAUUUUUUGAUGGUUCAUCCCCUCUUAUAACCUCCACACCCAUGCCAGGGCUUUGCAAUCACCGUUUCAUUAAAAAAUCAUUUGAAGACUCUAAGAAAGACAAUACUAAACUACCCAGCUCUGUUCUGGGGGUACAGAAAAGCACAUUGGUAGACAAUUCAGAAAAUAAACCGGUUUUAAUAAACAUCGGGCUUCAGGGAAGAACAGCAUCUCAUUGCUCCCUGGUUCCACGUUUCUCCAAGAACAGCAUACUUCCAAAGAGUGUUAAAGCUUUCAGGAAGCCACAACCUCCUUCUAAUUCUUUGGCCAUUUCCGCUCAAGCACCAGUUAUAGCCUCAAAGGUAGAAAGAUCACCAGAGAAGCAAGUAAGCACUCAAAAAGAAAUUGUGGUUUCUAGUAAAAAGUUAAUCCAAAAUGUUCCAGAAACAUCAAAGGUGGAUGCUCCUCCGAGCCAGACCACAGAAAGCUGCUUUAGGACUCCUAGCAUUGCAGCUGCAAAGACCUCCGGUAUUAAGAUGUCCAAAUUGCCCCUUGGUUCAUCACUGGUCAAGCCAUCUUCCCGGCUGUGCCCACCUUCCAGUGGAAAGUUUUCAUUCGGUGCUUCAAGCUCUUCUACUGCACUUCAGAAAGCAGCAUUUGGUUUCAGAAUCUCUGACCGUCCAACUGCAUCCACUGGUAUACCUAUAAGGAAUCAUGGGCUUGUUUCAAAUGGAGUUGGUAGAGGUGUGGAAUAAUUAUGGCAUCACAAGAAAUACCCCCGUUACAACCUUCUCAUUAAGAAAAAAGAAUUUUGAGCCAUUGUAGACGUCCUACAUGCUGCAUAUAGAUCUCCACUGAAUCCAAAACUAGUAGUGUAUGGGCCAGUUUUUUCCCCAAAAUUUCAGGAACAUGAUCUGUUUUGUCUUAAAGAUGAACAUCAGAGAGGCUUCCAAAAGGUGCCCCUAAAAAUGUACUGCUACUCCAACACUUCUAGUCCAUAUAGACUUUUUUUUUUUUUAGUCUAUGUCCUUUAACAUUCUCUUUUAAUUGUCUUAUUUCUCCAUAGAAAAACUCUGUUUAACUACAGUGAGUGUGUAUGUAUUUGUGUUUCGUCUAUCCAAAGUGUGAUUUAUGUCUAAUCACAGCUGGCAUUAUGCAGCGACAUGAAAAGUACAUCCUUUUUUAUUUUUUAAAUUUUAAUUUUGAAAUUUAAGAGGGCCAAAUUCUAUGUAUAAUUAAUGAAGUUGUUUGCCAUGUUUUAGCCUUUCCUUGUUGUGUGUGUGAUUGUGUGUGUGAUUGUUCCGUAAAAUGUCUAAAGUAUGUUUUAAAUUUAAAAUAAAAA
This is a messenger RNA of Xenopus laevis (African clawed frog), 3926 nucleotides long. RefSeq lists its product as uncharacterized. Bases 415 to 3339 code for a protein of 974 amino acids. The record is from RefSeq and is a predicted model, not a curated record. The transcript is spliced from 5 exons. Lineage: Eukaryota; Metazoa; Chordata; Amphibia; Anura; Pipidae.